AUGGAUGCCAUCAUGAAUGGGAAUUGGAAUUGGAAAGAUGGUCUCACGGAUUGGAAAUCUAUGGGUUCUAUGUAUGCAACAGUGACAUUACUGAGAGGUGUUGUUCGAGAUUUAGUACCUCCUGAAGUAUAUCAAGUUGCAAAACGUUCAUGCUCUUACUUUUUCUCUAAAGUUCAGCCCAAGUUCCUUACUGUACCUUUCGAAAAUCAAGAAUGCAAAAAAACACACUUACACUACGGUUCCAAAACCAGUAAGGAGAAACUCGAUCCGGCUUUGCUGAGGCCAGGUCGAAUGGACAAACAUAUUUUGCUUUCUUAUUGUAGCAUGGAAUCGUUUAGGGUUUUAGCAAAGAAUUAUUUGAAACUUGAAGAACAUGAGUUGAUGAAAAAUGUUGAAGAACUGUUGGGGUUACUUGAGAUUCCACCAGCUGAUGUUGCCGAGUGUUUGAUGAGUUAUGAUGAAGAUCCAGAUAUGGGUAUGCGAAAUGUGGUGGAACAGCUGAAGAAGAGAUUGCAAUCGGAGAACAACGAAAACAAAGAAAAAAAUACCAAGAAGAGAUCACCAUCAGAUAUCAAAGAAAAACAAAAGGCCAAGAAGAAAAAAGAAAGGAAGAAUAAAAGAGAAGAGUCAGAUGACUCAGAUGAGUUUGAUAUCUCAGAGAGGUCAGAUGAGUCGGAUUAUACUGAUGAUUCUGAGAGCUCAAAUGAAUCGGAUUAUUCUGAUGAGUCUGAUCAAUCGAGUAGCUCAGAUGACUCGGAUAACUCUGACGACUCAACUGGCUCAGAUGAUUCAGAUGGUUAUGAAACAGCUGAAUCAGAUGAUGAAUCUAGUGAAUUACUAUAUUUUACCGAUGGAACGAUGAUGGGGAUGAAUAUGUUGAUGAUAUGA
This is a messenger RNA of Papaver somniferum (opium poppy), 888 nucleotides long. RefSeq names its product AAA-ATPase At3g28510-like. The coding region runs from base 1 to 888 and encodes 295 amino acids. The record is from RefSeq and is a predicted model, not a curated record. NCBI's taxonomy places the organism in Eukaryota, Viridiplantae, Streptophyta, Magnoliopsida, Ranunculales, Papaveraceae. The transcript has 2 exons.